AGUACAGAUAAAGUACGAAAAAACGACCGUGUUCGUCAAUACCCAUUAGCCGAGCGGACGCUCAACUUCGAGACCAGCGUUAUGUUAAAGGGAGUGUAAGUGCCUCGUAGGUACUGCUGUAACCAGUCAGCAUGCUGUCAAUUAGGUGUCUUAAAGCAAUCUUGGUAGAACAGGCGAAGCUAAAAUACCUUUACUCCUAUGGACUAUGGAGGUAUAAAGUGGGCUCCAACUUUGAACUUAUGGCAUUCAUUUAAAACUUUAUAUGAUCGCAGACAAAGAAACACGGUAACUGUAAAAUGAAUAUGCAACUUUCAAAUCACCUUUUCACUUAUUUCGAGCAGCUGGCUUUGAGCCGGAGUGACAUCCAUACUGACGUCAUAUAUCGAGCGGAGCCGGAGGUAAACGCCCGUUUCCAUAGAAACGAGUUUGUUUGAUCAGUUGAUCGCACGCCUUUAUCGCCUUGCGCACGCCCGUUGGUGCAUGGGUGCAUGGCACAUUUGGGCUGAGUGUGCGCUGGGCUGUUAAGCUUCAAGAGCCACCUUCCGUAUAGGUAUUGAAACAAGAAGAGGACGCCUUUAUUUUGCGCAACAGCACCGUAUACGAGUUGAGGCCAAGUGAGUUCGUCGAUGUGAUGUGCCCCGUUGUGAAAUGGCCAGAGUGUCGGACAUCGCUGUCUCGGCCCAGAUCAUGAGGUCGUAUCAACUGUAACGAGCGACGCCAAGAAGUUUCACCAAUUUGCUGCAUCGAAACUGCUGAUCGCUGUGAAUUCGUGCUAUCUGCAAAGCGUCAAGUGUUAACCGAGGCGCAGACAGAACCGUCUACCUGCUGCGAUCUUCUCACCGUUCAAGAUGGCUGGUCCACCACCCCGCUCCAUUGAUGCCGGCAUCUUCAACGUGGCCCGGCCGUCUUACAGCGCCUCCACGCUGCAGCUGGUGAAGCUGCUCAUGGAGGAGACCAGAGUGCCCAAGCAGCAGCAGCGUCUAUUUGAGCAGUCCCUGCGGUCGGGACAGCCGCUGCCAGCACCGGCCCGGCGCGGACCCAGAGGCGGUCGCCGUCCCGUCGCUGUAUCCGUCUGCAAAACAGACAAUGGAGGCGGCCGAAGGACCCGAGACACCAUCACACGACUGGAGAACGAGCACGGCUCGCCACCGGCGUACCGGCCACGACCCGGCCGCGACCGGGACGCCGAGCGCGAGCGGCUGGCCUACGUGAUGACCCACGGCCGCCAGCAGCCGGGCGAGGACAUGUCGCCGUCGGAGGAGCCGGAGAGGACACCUCCUCAGGAGGACCGCUUCGAGGAGCUCUGGCAGGAGGUGGAGGAGCGACGUCAGUUCCUGGCGGAGAUGCGUCAGCUGGGUCGAGGUGAACAGUACGAGCCCAUCAUUCGUGGCGAGGUGGCGCGACUGGUGCAGGAGAUGGAGGAGCUUCAGAAACAGGAAGCCAACGGCGACGGACAGCAGGGUAGAGGGAGCGGAAAUGAGUGAUAUUGUGUUCGGCGUGGCUCUGCUAAGGCCAGCUAUGGACUGGAAACAACGAGACUCAACUCAGGAGAAAGCCAGUAGGGCAGUGGUGAUGCGGUGGUGUAUGAAAGCCGGAGACUGACGGAUGACAGUCGGUGAUAGUGUAGAAGUGGUGCAUGACAUGACGUGGUCACGAGAGGAGAGGAAGCUAGUGGCAAAGUUUGAUGAUCGUCGUUAUCGUCGAUGAUCCCACAUCGACGAUGUCUUGGGCUUUGAGGUCAGGAGGAGCCAUAACAGACAUGGAUGGCGACUGUGACGGACUUCUCGAUUGCUUUGGUCUUCAGUCUGCUGAAUGCUGACAUAAAUUACGCAUGAUUGCUAUGCAACGUUA
Molecule: messenger RNA, 1851 nt
Organism: Amphibalanus amphitrite
Lineage: Eukaryota; Metazoa; Arthropoda; Thecostraca; Balanomorpha; Balanidae
Product: UPF0193 protein EVG1 homolog
Exons: 1
Coding region: 849-1484 (211 amino acids)
Source: RefSeq, a predicted model, not a curated record